AUAGAGAGCUACUCAUCAAGCUCUACUACUUUCUUCCCGCUCGCCUCCUAGAACCUUUUUUUUUAGGGUGCGAGAGGGGAACACCAUAGCCUGUUGUCGUUGCGCCACCCCGCUUCCUUAGUCCCAUCCGCCGGACCAUCCUUUCCUUUCGCCAUCAAAACCACGAACUUCGUUUCCUCACAUUCAUCCCGCUUCCCGAUUUCUGGUUCGUCGUCCACUUCCAGCCAAGCGAUGGCGUCGGGCUUCGGCAUCCACGGCGGUCGCGGCCGGUGCUAUCCGGUGUGGCUCGACUUCUCCGAGUGCAUGUCGCAAUGCCAGGACCCGCGCGAGUGCGUGCCGCUGCGGGAGGACUACUUCGAAUGCUUGCACCAUCGCAAGGAGUUCACGCGGAUGAACGCCAUCAGCAAGGAGAAGCAGAGGCAGCUAAAGGAGGGCGACCAACCGAGCAGUGAAGGCAACCAUGGUGGCUCUGGUCAUCACUGAUGCAAGCUCAGCUGCUGUCCUUCGCUUGCAGCUAUGGUGCAGACUAAUGUUGAGGCUUGGGAAUUUAGCUUGGAGAAAUCCAGCAGGACUCAAAUCUUGUUCUGGGGUGGAUGUGGCUUAUCUAAAGCAGGAUUCAUUUACAAUUUUACUGCUUUCAAAUUAACAGUACCUAACAUCCUAAUGGCAUCAUAUCAUGUUCGCU
Messenger RNA from Closterium sp. NIES-67, 685 nucleotides. Lineage: Eukaryota; Viridiplantae; Streptophyta; Zygnematophyceae; Desmidiales; Closteriaceae. The record is from the annotation of a GenBank genome assembly.